Durusdinium trenchii is the source of this 3190-nucleotide messenger RNA. The record is from the annotation of a GenBank genome assembly. Lineage: Eukaryota; Dinophyceae; Suessiales; Symbiodiniaceae.
AUAUCCAGAAGCACAACAAGAAACUUUGCGCUCCGGGGUGGGUGCCGAGUGCAAGACUUUUUUGCAGAGCACAGCUAACAGGAAACUUCAGGGAGUGUGAUGCCGCGGAAAGCUUUCAGCAGGUGUUUCACAACUCCCCUAGCAGCUCUGCAUGACAACUGACAAACCCAGUUGAUAAGUGCUUGACUGGAUUGUGUUCAUUUACCGUGGCUGGACAAACUUGCUUUAAAAUGACAACCUUUGUAGAGGAGGGCAGGUUCUUGUAGAACACGACUUUCCGCUUUAGGCUCAAGAUGUACUCCACGUAGGUUUGGCAAAUUUGCCAUUACAUAUCACAGAUUCAAAAGAUGAUCCUCGCACUGACAUUGCUUUUUUGCAACAUUGGGACGUUGUGUUUGUCCCUCCGGGUCUACUGGGAGACUGGAGAAGCUUUUGGUCAUGUGCAAGGCAAGAGCGAGGCAGAGAUCUGCGACCACUUGACACGUGGCACGGCGGACGAAACGGUAUUGACGACACGGUCGAUCUUCUCGCUUGCAUCAGCAGCCUUCGAAGAAGGUGAUGGACGAAACGGGAUUGCCGUGUUGCGCUGCCUUGUGGGAUUGAACAUCUCCUUGAACGUCCGAAAUGCCGAAGCAGAAACCUUGCUCUUUCCAGCCAUUCGAUCUGAAAAUGUGGAUGCAGUGGCUUUCUUGAUCAAAUCUGGGGUGGCAGUGACUCUCAGAAGUGACAAACAGGAAUCGCCUGCAGAGAAAGCAAUAGUGCAAGGAUGUGGAAGAUGUUUGGAGAAGCUGCUGGAUGUGGGAGUCAAUCCCAAUGAAACUUCCCCAGCCAAGUGCAGGCAAAAGUACAAAGUCACCUGCAAGACUGGAUGGACAUUGGUGCAUUAUGCCACAGCUUUUGGGGGUGAUGGAACAUUCCUAAAGAUCCUGAAGGAUCACCAUGCGGAUUUCAACGCGCGGGACGCCCAUCGAUUGAGUCCCGUCCACUGGGCCGUCUUGCGCCAGAAGAUCCAAGCGCUCUCGAAACUUGGACACUUCGGCGCCAGUUUCGACGUGUCGGACAAGCAGGGCUACACUCCCGCCCAUUUGGUUUGUAAUUUCCUGAAGAACAAACCCGAGAGCGUGCGCUAUUUGGAAAUUAUAAAAAGAAGUGGAGGCAGACUCAAUGCCACAGAUCAGCACAAGCAGACACCAGCUCACAUUUGCGCGAGGAAGGGGGCAUCACAUCUCCUCAAGUUCCUCUAUGAAAAUACAAAAGAAUCCUUUGAGGUUGUCGACUCAAAUGGAAAGACACCAGAAGCUCUUGCGACGGGUGCCGCUGGGCUGUUUUUGGCCAAUGCGAAAGCUGCGCAAGAGAAGAAAAGAGCUGAGGAAGAGAAGACAAGAGCGGAGGAAGAGAAGAAAAGAGCGGAGGAAGAGAAGGACAAAGCCGAGAAUGCAACUGCAGAGAUCAAGCGAAUAGCAAGGCAAGAGAGAGUCCUUGUAGAGAAGUGCAAGAACCUGUCCAUGGACGUCGACCAGCUUUUUGACUGUGCCAACAACACGGCCAUCAAGGUCCCACAAGGCUUUAUGCUUGCGGGAGAGAAGUUUUGUCCUCAUGGCAACUUGUCCUGCGCAGUCCUGUGCCCGAAUGCCUGGGCAUGUCCAAACCACUCAGUGGCCUUCAUCAAUGACGCCAUUGAGACGAAAGAAAACCAAUGUAAGGAAGGCUAUGACGAGAAAUCUGAAGGUUGCAGCAGGUGUGCGGCUUCCUAUGGGCGCCAAAGAGAGGAUCCUUUUCAAUGUAAGAAAUGCCGAAAACCGUGGCUUCAAUGGCUUGCUUAUGUUGCCAAACCGACCGGCAUCUAUGCUGUCAGCCUCUGGACGGCGCAGAAGGUGGAGAAGGGUCGCCUGGGCUCUCUCCUGAAGAUUUGGCUUGCCUUUGGUGUGGUGGUCGCUUCCAUUUUACCAAGCAUCACCUCCUCGCACAGGGUUGAGGCUGUACAUGCCCAUUUUGCCGAGUUCGCAAAGGAUUCUGUGGAAACAGGUGGAGAAACAGCAUCCAUGGCGACGCUGAUCAGUGGUCCAAGCUACGAUUGCUUGCUUGGCGGAGAAAGCGCCUCGAUGACGGCGUGGCUGGGGCUCUCAUGUGCUCCAAUGUUGGUGCUGUGGGUGCUGACGGUGCUGUGGGUGCUGGUGCAGUCUAUGCAACUUCAAGAGACCGAAAUGCAGAUGCAGCGGCUGAUGGAGGGUGCUUUGAAAACCAGCAUCGUCAUCAUCAACUGUUUCCUUCCGGAUGUGGUGGCAGCGCUGAUGCGGUUCUUCCCCUGCAUGCAUUUCCAAUACCCGGAACGGAGCCAUCGUUACUUGCAGUUCGAUGUGACCACAAAAUGCCACGAUGUGAUCCCGCAGCGGAUUGGAGCGAUCCUGUCUGCCUUUUCCCUGGGCGCUCUCCUGGGUCCUGUGUACUGGCUGAUGGUCGUACAGAAAUCGAAGGAGUGGCCAAACCGCAAGCUUACGCUGGGGUUUCUCAUUUCCGGCUACAAGGAGAAGGUGUGUUGGUGGGAAGCAACAGUGUUGGUGCGCAAAUGUGCAGUGGCGGUGGUCAUUGCGACGUUUUCAGCCACGUACUCACCUAUGCUUUACCUUUCGAACUUGCUCAUGGUUGUAGGCACAGCACUUGCCUGUCACGCCUUUGUGCAGCCGUACAACGACAAGUUCUUGAACAAGUUGGAAUUUGGCACACUCAUGGCAUCGUUCGUGGCUGUGUUCUGCACGUGCCUCCUGAAGCUCGAGUCGCUGGACUGGGCCGCUGACCGGGCCGUCACCAUUCCAGCCCUUGUGGUUCUCUUUGUCGCGGUGACCGUGCCUUCGGUUGGGCUCAUGGUCUUGUAUGUCAAAGAGCUAGUGAUCAGCUCUCCGAUGGUGGCCUGGACGAUGAUGGUCUGUGCAGCUCGCCAUCGUUUCACGAACGAAGACGACGGCCUCUAGCCACCAGCCUCGAGGGGACGACGGGAGCUUCCCGUUUCAAUUCAGCUGGAGCGUCUGCUCGAACGGAACGUCUGCUUGACGGACAAAAAGGCAGCCGAUGCGGUGCGAUGAUAAAGACGACGUCUUUCAUUUUUGCAUAAAGACGACGUCGGGUUCGGAAGGGUUCCGGGGUUGGUGUGUGAUUCGAAAGGUUGGACACAUCAAUUUAUCCCUGUUUGGUC